This is a messenger RNA of Phytomonas sp. EM1, 1119 nucleotides long. Lineage: Eukaryota; Euglenozoa; Kinetoplastea; Trypanosomatida; Trypanosomatidae. The record is from the annotation of a GenBank genome assembly.
AUGAGUGAGCUGCCUUUGCAAUUCAUCGAUUGGUGGCUUAGCAAAUCCGCAGCAGGCCGUCAGUCUUUCCUGGACGAUCCUAGUACGUCGAAAAAGGUUCGCGCGAACAUCCGUGCGCUCGAGCAAUAUUGUGUAGCGCAUAAUUAUCAAAUUUACUUUCAAAGCACGGUUCGUCCACGGCCCUUUCCGCGUCAUAUCUUCCGCCCGAACCCAACGGAUAUUCUUGCAGGGAAUGAGGAAGAGAAGGGCACCCCUCUCGCCGGGAUCCCGUCUUUUCUACCCGAGCGGGCUCUUAUCCGGAUGCCGGCGAUCCACGCGAAUAGGGAACGACCUCUCGCCACGAUGGCGGCCGAUCCCGACGGCAUUCAGCUCUACAUCGAGGCCGUUCAAACCCGCCUCGCGGAUUACCUCCGCGAGCAAAAGACACUUCCCUCGUCGCCGUUGUACGACGUGGAGGUGAAAAUCGCGGGGCUUGCCUUUUUGAUGGUGGAGGUCGUCCUCGAAUCGAUCACGGCCGCCCUGCAGCGCGAGCAAAUCCCCCAGAGGCUCGAGGAGGCCGAGGAAACGCGGCGACGACGCACGGCGCGAUCGCGUCGUCGGGUGUUGCCGUUGAAAUCCCCUGACGAGGGGGUGCCGCGUCGCGUGAACGGCAUCGCGAGGCCGAUCGCGGAGGAUUUGCGCACCGCGGGAAGUCUCCUCGGCGUGCACGCGCUGCUAUCGAACUUUUUUGCCCACGUGGAGGAAAUGGAAGCGGGGAAACCGGAAGAAACGGCGGGGGAGGUGGGGGGGAAGAGGCCUUUCCCUUUCGCAUGGAGGGGGGAGGGGGAGGGAAGGAUCGGCUACGGUGCGUGGGGGGCGGUGCGCGCGGCGUUUUGGGAGCGCCAUCGCGCCCUCCACCCGCGAGCGAAUCGCGGAAAUCACGCGUGGGAGGUUUUCCCGACCCCCAACGCGCCUGACGUCUCUCGCGGGGACCCACGCGAGAAGGAUUUCAUGCCUCCUGACGAUGUCGAAUCGCCCCAUUCCCUGUUUGAAAACGUUUGUAUUCAGGAAAGGGAUGUCCGAUUUGCCAUUGCCAAAGUAAUUUGCCAUGAUCGUAUGCGUAAGUUUCUUGAAAUUUAA